AUGGAUGAUGAGGACAGAAUUAAGAGUAUCUACCUCAGCUUGAAAAAUAAAAACAAGAGAGAAUGGGCUGAGAUGAUGCAACACUUAACGAAAGACCAGAAGAGGAGAUUAAUCUUUUACAUAAGGAAGAAAAAUAAAAAUUCCCUCAACAAAAUCAACAACAUUAAAGUCGAAAGGAGGACUGAAAAGGAUAUCAAAAAGGUUAAGGCCAAAAGUAGCAGUCACCACCGACAACAGAUUCUAAUUGAUUACUCCAAUGUAAAGUACGAUCUAAAUCUAAAAAACUACAUUGCCAGAAUACUGCGCAUUUACAAUCUGAAAGACAAUUUCGAUUUCGUGAAAGGUCUCCACCUCUAUAUGAACAUCCUCUGUCAUGUCAUUUUUAAAAAAUUCUCAUUCGAAUAUAAUAAGAGGGACUCGAAAAAUAAGAACCUCCUCAUAUUCCUGAAGAACCUCUUCCCCUUUGAGUUCCAAAAUUUCCAAGACAUAUAUAACAUGAGAUGGAGUAAAGAUUUCAGCGCCUCUGAAAAUGUCCUCACUGUAGCGAACUCGGCAAGUGCAAUGAGCACAGGAAGUCCAAAUUCCACAAUGAGUGACGCGGGGGCACCAUAUGACAGACCCAGACAAGUCUGUCACGCAUGGGAUGAUGAGAACAACGUGAAUUCUUCCCAGCUGGGAAGCCAAAAAAAGGGAACACAAUCUGAUAAAUGGGCUAGCACCCAUCCGUUGUGCCCACACAGCGGUAGUAUUGGCGGCCUGGGUAGCGAUGCAAAGAAUAAUGGCACGCCCGCCAGUUCGUUGGAGUGCUCUCUGCCAAGUAUGGGUUGCACAACUCCUUUGGAGAGUCCCCAAAGUGGAGCCGCAGUAAAGGGAACCUCCUUCAAUGAAAUCGCAGCCAAUGAGACGGCCGCCAAUCAAAUGACUGCCACUCGAGCUGCGCUCCACUCCAACGUGUUAGUCAAAACGGAGCCGGAAGACCCCGAUUACGACAAGUGUCGCUCGGACGAAGAUAAGUCAACGAAACCAGCAGAGGUGGAAGAAUACCUAAAUAGAGACAUCAAGAGAGAACCCUCAGUUUACGAAUUAUGCAAACACAAAGACAUGAAUCAAAUGUUAAAAAACCUUUAUGAUGGAAGAAGGUUCGAUUAUAGAAUUCGAUUCAGGAGCCUCCUCUCGAGAAGGUUAAAUCACAAGGAGUAUGAAAAAUAUUGUGACAUGAGGGAGAAAUUAUUUAAGUACAAAAAAAAAAACUUUAUUAAAUGGCUAGCUCAUUUUACUAAUAUUAACACUCUGGAUCUUUAUAUUGUAAAUUUUUUCAUUUUUCUCUUCCUCGAUCGGUUAUACUUGAUUCUUGAGACCUACAUCCGACUCAACUACAACGGAACAAUGACAUCUGCUUCAUCGAGUGGCUAUUUGUUUGACCGUGUGGAAGAUUUUCCAGACUUCACGCACUUGUUGGAUAGUCUAACUGAGGUGUCUCCUUGCGCGGGGGAAGCAGUCCAAGGCACCAUCCAUCCAGGUGCAAACGAGGGGAUGGCAGGAAAAUACGACGUAGAAGUGCUUAGCGGACAGUACGAUAACAUCGUCAAGGAGAACCCUCAGAAUUUCUUCCUCUCCCUUGAUUUGAUUUACGACCUAGACAUACAUAACUUUAAGAUAAAAAACAAAAUCUCCUUUAAGAGGCUAAUCCGGGUGGACAUUUCCUCCUACAUCAACGAAACGAAUAUUUAUGGCCUCAUCCAGUUUGACGAGAAGGAAAGCGCGAGCGCAUGGAAAGCCCUCACGCGUUUCACUCUCAUGCAGAAUAAGAACCUAAAUCUGCCCAAGUUCAACUGCUUCUCCAUUUUCCUAAUUGUCCGAUUCAAGUACUACCUAGAAGAGUUUAAGCAGUAUGCCAAUAUCGACUACAUUUACAAAACAGUAGAGGAGGAAUACCACCAAGUGGAGAAAUAUCUGACAGAUAAAAAUAACAGUCAGGAGGAAGGAGGCAUCCACGUAACCCCCCAAGAUUGUCCACAUGAUGAGAACAGUGCUACAGCUGCUACAAGUAACCCCGGUAGCGAUAAAGAAUUUGAAUAUAGCCAUUUGAUUCCCUUGUACCUGGAUCUCCACAAGGAGUUCAAAAGGGUCAAUGAAUACAUACGAUUUUAUGGAAACCUCCUGUCGUUUGUAAACUUCAUCGAGAAAUAUGCAAACUGCAGCCCCUCCAAGAAUAUCGUGAAGAUAGAACAGGAGGAGAAGGAGGUGGACUACUUCGACCAUUCCUUCUUCCUCACAUCUCAUUUGAGAGAAACGGUGAAAAAGGAGUAG
Molecule: messenger RNA, 2310 nt
Organism: Plasmodium inui San Antonio 1
Lineage: Eukaryota; Apicomplexa; Aconoidasida; Haemosporida; Plasmodiidae
Exons: 5
Coding region: 1-2310 (769 amino acids)
Source: RefSeq, a predicted model, not a curated record